AUGGCGCACAGAAACAAAAGGAUGCUGCGCUGGUGUCAGUGUCGCCACAGCGGGAUUAGAAGUUCCUCUCUGGACCUCCUUCUGUCCCAGGAGCUAGUUCCGUCCAUGGACCUGUGGGACAUCACACAGAAGGGCUACGAGAAGAAGAGGAGUAAGCUGCUAGCGCCGUACAUCCCGCAGAUCCAAGGAGUCGACCCGUCUCUGCACGUGGACUCCAGGGCCCAGGGGUCAGCACACAUCCUGUCCACCAAACACAAGAGCCGCGCCCCCACCGCCCGGGAUGAGCGCUUCAGGUCAGACCUGCACACUGAAGCCGUCCACGCAGCUCUGGCCAAGUACAAAGAGAGGAAGAUGCCCAUGCCCUCCAAGAGACGCUCUGUCCUGGUGCAGUCGUCUGUGGAGGCCUGCACCCCGACAGACACCUCCUCUGCCUCAGAAGACGAGGGCUCUCUGCGCCGCUAUGGCCGCCUCAUGUCCACGCCAUACCAGCCGCAGCCCCAGGGCACGGUGGAGCACUGGUUUAACCGCGUGAUCCAGGGCUCGUCCACGUCCUCCUCGGCCUCCUCCACCUGCUCUCACCCCGGAGGCAGCAACAGCGCCCCCCACAGCGUGCUGUCCGCCAACGCCACCGCCCAGGCCCUCGCUCAGCUCAUGGCACACACACACAUAGAGCCCCCCUCGGCCCCCCCUGAUGUGACGGGCCUGUCCGAACGCCCCGCCCACCACAGUGACCGCGCCCAGGUGUCGUCUGUGCGAGGCGUCUCUCGGGGAAACCAGCACGUAAUGGACACGGCGGACGCUCUGGGCACCACAACAGUCUGUCGUCACUUGCAGUUCCCCAUCUCAGGUGUCCCGGCCCACAGUCGUGUCUCCUCCAAAAUCCAGCAGCUCCUGAACACGCUCAGGAGACCCAAGCGGCCUCCGUUACCAGACUUCUUUGUGGAUGACUUUGAGGACCUCAUGGAGGUCCAGCAGGUGGACCCAGAGCAGCCCAGGCCAGAAGGACAGCAGAGCAGCCUGGUGGAGGGGGAGGCUCUGGGUACAGGUCAGGGUGGGGCCCCCUCGCUGACCUCGGCCCUCCAGAAGUGGGGAACCACACAGUCCAAAGCCCCCUGCGUGACAGCCUUGGACACCGCGGGCAAGACGGUCUACACGCUCACGUACGGUAAACUGUGGACACGCAGUCAGAAGCUGGCGUACACACUCAUGAACAAGCUGAGCUGCAGGAACGAGCCGCUGCUGAUGCCUGGAGACCGGGUGGCGCUGGUGUUUCCCAACAGUGACCCGGUCAUGUUCAUGGUGGCCUUCUACGGCUGCCUCCUCGCCGAGCUCAUCCCCGUGCCCAUCGAAGUGCCCCUCACCAAGAAGGACGCAGGCUCUCAGCAGAUCGGCUUCUUAUUGGGCAGUUGUGGAGUGAGUCUGGCCCUGACCACGGACGCCUGUCAGAAGGGUCUGCCCAAAGCCCCUACGGGAGAGGUGGCCCCGUUCAAAGGCUGGCCGCGGCUGCUCUGGUUCAUCACUGAUGGCAAACAUGUGGCGAAACCCCCCAAGGACUGGCAGCCGCCCUUGAGAGACGCCAACAACGACACCGCCUACAUCGAGUACAAAACCAGUAAAGAAGGCAGCACUAUGGGGGUGAGCGUGUCGCAGGCGGCCAUGUUGGCUCACUGUCAGGCGCUGACGCAGAGCUGCAGCUACACAGAAGGCGAGACCAUCACCAACGUGCUGGACUUUAAGAGAGAAGCUGGAUUAUGGCACGGAGUCCUCACGAGUGUGUGGAAGCGGCUGCAUGUGGUCAGUGUGCCCUACUCCCUCAUGAAGGUCAACCCUCUGUCCUGGAUCCAGAAGGUGCAGGCUUUCAAAGCCGGGGUGGUGGUGCUGAAGUCCCGGGACAUGCACUGGUCCCUGCUGGCCCAGAGGGACCAGAGAGACCUGAGUCUGAGCUGCCUGCGGAUGCUGAUCGUGGCCGACGGAGCCAACCCCUGGUCCAUCUCAUCGUGUGACGCCUUCGUGAACGUGUUCCAGAACCGCGGCCUGAGGCCUGAGGUCAUCUGCCCCUGUGCCUGCUCCUCUGAGGCCCUGACAGUCGCCAUCCGCAGACCUCCGGAGCCUGGCGUCCCGUCGCCGGGGAAGGCCGUCCUGUCUAUGUCCAGUCUGAGCUACGGCGUGAUCCGCGUGGACACCGAGGAGAAGCUGUCUGUCCUCAGUGUGCAGGACGUGGGACAAGCACUGCCUGGAGGGCUGGUGUGUGUGGUGCGAGUAGAGGGCCCCCCCCUGCUCUGCCAGACUGACGAGGUGGGGGAGAUCUGCCUCAGCUCUGGAGCCUCAGGACUGUCCUACUACGGCCUGCCUGGGAUCACCAAGAACGUCUUUGAGACCACCCCACUGUCGCCCUCUGGUGGCCCGGUGUGUGAGCGCGCCUUCACCAGGACCUCUCUGCUGGGCUUCAUCGGACCGGACGGGCUGGUGUUCGUGGUGGGGAAGCUGGACGGUCUGAUGCUGGUGACCGGACGCAGACACAACGCAGACGACGUGGUGGCGACGGCGCUGGCGGUGGAGCCCAUGAAGUUUGUGUACCGCGGCAGGAUUGCGGUGUUCUCAGUGUGUGUGUUGCACGAUGAGAGGAUCGUGGUGGUGGCAGAGCAGAGGCCUGACGCUUCAGAGGAGGACAGUUUCCAGUGGAUGAGCCGCGUACUGCAGGCCAUUGAUAGUAUCCACCAGGUGGGUGUGUACUGCCUGGCACUGGUUCCUGCGAACACGUUGCCCAAGGCUCCUCUGGGCGGGAUCCACAUUUCUGAGAGCAAACGCCGCUUCCUGGACGGGACGCUGCACCCCUGCAACGUCCUCAUGUGUCCACACACCUGUGUCAGCAACCUGCCCCAGCCCCGCCACAAGCAGCCAGAGGUGGGUCCAGCCUCCAUGAUCGUGGGGAACAUGGUGGCAGGGAAGAGGAUCGCUGUGGCCUGUGGACGAGACGUGGGGCAACUGGAGGACAACGAGCAGUUCUUGUAUAUCCAGGACGUCCUGCAGUGGAGGGCCCAGGCCACUCCAGACCACCCCCUCUUCAUGGUCCUCAACUCCAAGGGCACAGUGUCCAGCUCGGCCUCGUGUGUCCAGCUGCAGAAGAAAGCAGAGAGGGUGGCAGCAGCUCUGAGCGGCCGCAUCAACACUGGAGACCAUGUGGCUCUGCUUUAUCCCCCAGGUGUGGAUCUCAUAGCCACGUUCUAUGGCUGCCUGUACGCCGGAGUGGUCCCGGUCACUGUGAGGCCCCCGCACCCCCAGAACCUGGCCACCACGCUGCCCACGGUCAAGAUGAUCGUCCAGGUCAGCAAGUCGGUGUGCAUCCUGACCACGCAGACCAUCAUGAAACUUCUGAAAUCUAAAGAAGCGGCGGCGGCUGUGGACGUGAAGAGCUGGCCCCUGGUCAUGGACACAGACGACCUCCCCAGAAAGAAGUGUGUUCAGCCGUACAAGCCGCCCACUCCGGAGAUGUUGGCGUACCUGGACUUCAGCGUCUCCACCACGGGCAUCCUGGCCGGAGUCAAGAUGUCCCAUAGUUCCACCAGUGCCCUGUGCCGGUCCAUUAAGCUGCAGUGUGAGCUGUACCCGUCCCGACAGAUCGCCAUCUGCCUGGAUCCCUACUGUGGCCUGGGCUUUGCUCUGUGGUGCCUCUGCAGUGUGUACUCGGGUCACCAGUCCAUCCUGGUGCCUCCUCUAGAGCUGGAGACCAACCCCUCGCUCUGGCUCUGUGCGGUCAGCCAGUACAAGGUGCGGGUGACCUUCUGCUCCUACAGCGUCAUGGAGGUGUGCACCAAGGGCCUGGGUGCGCAGACCGACCAGCUCAAGCUGAAGAGUGUGAACCUGGCGUGUGUGCGGACCUGCAUGGUGGUGGCAGAGGAGCGCCCCCGUAUGGCCCUCACCCAGUCCUUCUCCAAGAUCUUCAAGGACCUGGGCCUGUCCCCCCGAGCGGUCAGCACCACAUUCGGCUGCCGGGUGAACGUGGCCAUCUGCCUACAGGGCACCUCGGGACCGGACCCCACCACAGUGUACGUGGAUAUGAGAGCCCUGCGCCAUGACAGGGUGCGGCUGGUGGAGAAGGGCUCUCCUCACAGUUUGGCGCUCAUGGAGUCUGGAAAGAUUCUCCCUGGGGUCAAAGUCAUCAUCGCCAACACAGAGACCAAGGGCCCCCUGGGGGACUCCCACCUGGGGGAGAUCUGGGUGAGCAGCCCCCACAAUGCAUCUGGGUACUACACGGUGUACGGGGAAGAGGGGCUGUGUGCCGACCACUUCAACACCAGGCUGAGCUUUGGAGACACACACACGCUCUGGGCUCGCACCGGCUACCUGGGUUUCCUGAGGCGCACCGAGCUCACGGACGCCAGCGGAGAGCGUCAUGACGCCCUGUAUGUGGUGGGCUCUCUGGACGAGACCCUGGAGCUGCGGGGCAUGAGGUACCACCCCAUUGAUAUUGAGACGUCGGUGAGCCGCGCCCACCGCACCAUCGCCGACUGUGCGGUGUUCACCUGGACCAACCUGCUGGUGGUAGUGGUGGAGCUGGACGGCUCGGAGCAGCAUGCCCUGGACCUGGUUGCCCUGGUUACCAACGUGGUUCUGGAGGAGCACUACCUGAUCGUGGGCGUGGUGGUGGUGGUCGACCCCGGCGUCAUCCCAAUCAACUCCCGCGGAGAGAAGCAGCGCAUGCACCUGCGAGACGGCUUCCUUGCCGACCAGCUGGACCCCAUCUACGUGGCCUACAAUAUGUGA
Messenger RNA from Knipowitschia caucasica, 4764 nucleotides. The record is from the annotation of a GenBank genome assembly. Lineage: Eukaryota; Metazoa; Chordata; Actinopteri; Gobiiformes; Gobiidae.